AUAAUUGGACAACUUCCCAUUUUAUUCGCAGACAUUUUGUUGUACUCCGAGUGAUAGGCACUUUAUUUUGCUGGUCUAUCUCUAUAGUCCUAUGCAGGAGUUAAUCAGUGUGUGGGUCCGGGAUCCUCGCAUUCAAAAGGAGGACUUCUGGCAUGCAUAUCUGGAUUAUGAAAUCUGCAUACAUACAAACAGUUUGGCCUUCAAUAAGAAGAACUCUUGUGUGCGAAGGAGGUACAGUGAGUUUGUAUGGUUGAGGCAGAAGCUGCAGGAGAAUGCCUUGCUUGCAAUGAAUCUACCUGAGCUUCCCCCAAAGAACCCAUUCUUCAGCCUCAACAAUGCCAGACAGAUCACUGCUCGCAUGGAAGGACUAAGGCACUUCCUGGAAGAGAUCAUGCGCAACCCAGUGUUGCUGUCUGAUAGCUGUCUGCACCUCUUCCUGCAAUCUCAGCUGAGUGUAAGGAAUAUUGAGGCCUGUGCUGAGGGCAGAAAAAACUACACUGUCACUGAGGCCAUUCAGAGAUCUGGUGCCCAGGCACAACGUUUUGGCUCUGAAGAAACCUCACAAGAGGAGAGAGAAUCUGACUCUGAAUGACUGGCUUUUGUCACAUUUAUUUUGGUCAUGGCUGUUGAUUUAUCUCUGUAAAAAAAAAUUUUUUUAAUUUUUUUUAAAAAAAACAAAAAACAUUUAAACAUAGUGUAUUUGCCACAGUGUCUAGAAUUCAAGCCAUCCAACCCAAAAUGGGAUAAAUGCCUAUGUGAAAAGUAAUUACUAAAUGAUUAAUAUAA
Messenger RNA from Ictalurus furcatus (blue catfish), 786 nucleotides. It is a transcript of the gene snx10b, whose product is annotated as sorting nexin 10b. The record is from RefSeq and is a predicted model, not a curated record. The transcript has 4 exons. Lineage: Eukaryota; Metazoa; Chordata; Actinopteri; Siluriformes; Ictaluridae. Gene Ontology annotation, biological process: intracellular protein transport. Bases 92 to 592 code for a protein of 166 amino acids. Gene Ontology annotation, molecular function: phosphatidylinositol binding.